This is a messenger RNA of Scedosporium apiospermum, 2367 nucleotides long. RefSeq names its product Indole-3-acetaldehyde reductase (NADH). Gene Ontology annotation, molecular function: oxidoreductase activity, acting on NAD(P)H as acceptor. The record is from RefSeq and is a predicted model, not a curated record. Bases 1 to 2367 code for a protein of 788 amino acids. NCBI's taxonomy places the organism in Eukaryota, Fungi, Ascomycota, Sordariomycetes, Microascales, Microascaceae. The transcript has 5 exons.
AUGGCUCCAGUCAUAGACAUCGGACUUGACGGCCGGAGUCCCCGACUCUACAUCACUGAUGAGGAAGACGUCCGCACAGCGGAGUACGUGACCCUUAGUUACUACUGGGGCAAGAGCAACGGCCCAGCUAGAACGACAAAAAAUAACCUCGAAGCCAGACGACGCGAGAUUAACACUGCAGAGCUCCCUCAGACGAUCCGGGAUGCGCUUUUGAUCACCAAGCAUCUCGGGGUCCGCUUCCUUUGGGUCGAUGCCAUCUGCAUAGUCCAGCCGACUGACCAAGACAGGUCUGAUUGGUUGAACGAGGCGCCCAAGAUGGGUCAAUACUAUUCCAACGCUGCCUGUACUAUUGCCGCCUGCGUAGCGAGUGAUAGCGCCGAAGGUUUCUUGCAUGAGAGGCCGCUUGAGAAAUUGCAGCCGGAGAGGGAGUGUCCGCUCGAACCCUGGACACCCUCACCAAAGCUGUUCCCCGAACCACCUGCUCACGUCACAGUCUUGAAGCCGUCCCCGUCGCGACUUGGGUUUAGGGUGGCUUCGAGUCCACUCUAUAAACGGGGCUGGACGCUGCAGGAACAAAUCCUCUCUACGCGCACCAUGUACUGGACCAAGCAUGCACUCUUCUGGGGAUGCGCUGAAGAGCGCGCUGCCGAAUUCCGACCCGAUGGUCUUUCUGCCAGCUCAUUUCCGGGACACAUCACCUUGUCGCAAUUCCUGUCUAGUAACGCGGAUAAAGCCCUUGGAAAUAUGUGGCUCUCUGUUGUCGCCCACUAUAGCAGUGCGUCUUUGAGCCACGAGUCGGACAGGCUAGCUGCACUCAUGGGCCUCGCAAGUCGCCUCCAGGAUCAUUUCGGAGACGAAUACCUGUUUGGAAUUUGGAAGUCUCAACUGCUUGCCGGGAUCGCCUGGCAAUCGGUGGUUAGGUCACACCACCGCAUCCGAGAGGGGAUGGCAUGCACGUUGCCGUCCUGGUCUUGGGUAAGCUUGAGAGCACCAGUCAUCUUCCCCUUAGAUUGCCCACUAGAAAUAGAGUGGUUAGCAGAGGUAGUUGCGGUUGAGGGGGAAACCAACGUUCUGAAUCCCGUCGGGGAGAAGGUCUUUGAAUGCAGGGUGCGGAUCAAAGGCAAAGUGAUCCUCAUCGACCAAGUUCCACCCGAUACAGUUCAAUUCGGUAAGGAGGAUCAGGAAUGGGACUUGGGCGGCCAGCGGCGGACAGUCGAGAUUUUGAUGGCUGAAAUGGACUGUUCGCCAAAACCGCACCCUAAUAACGACCUUGGGUGCUUGGUGCUCGCGAGUUGGGGUAUGGAUCAGACGGCGACGGCGAGGAUCGAGCUGUCCUGCCUGUUCCUGGCGGGAUUUAGCUUCUUCCUGGGCUCUCUCCUCCCUCUCUCCUCACUACCUCGGUAUUCUAACAACCAUCCGACGAACAUCGUCUCGCGAUACCCCAAAGUCAAGUCCAACAUGUCCGCACCAAAGAUUCCCACCAUCAAGCUCAAUGACGGGCACGAGAUCCCCGUGCUCGCUUACGGUCUCGGAACGGCCCGCGCAACCCGCGGCGGUCCCCUCGACACCUCCCUCGUCGAACUGACCAAGAAGGCCAUCGCAACAGGCUUCCUCCACCUCGAUGGAGCCCAGAUGUACGGCAACGAAGCAGAACUAGGCGAAGCAAUCCGCACCUCCCCAACCCCGCGCUCCUCCCUCUUCAUAACAACAAAAUACUCCUACUACACCGCCCCCACCCCCGCCACCUUCUCCGCCUCCCUCUCCAAACUCGGCCUCGACUACGUAGACCUCUACCUCAUCCACCACCCCUUCUGCGGUGGCUCCUCCGGCACCUCCCUAGCCCCUUACGACCCGGCCAAACUCCAGCAGACAUGGGCCGACCUCGAACAACUCCAGCGGGAAGGGAAAAUCCGCUCCAUCGGCGUGUCGAACUUCUUGAGGGAGCAUUUGGAGGUUGUCUUGGAGACGGCCAAGGUCGUGCCUGCUGUGAAUCAGAUCGAGUUUCAUCCGUAUUUGCAGCAUAGGGGGUUGUUGGAUUUUCAUCGGGAGAAGGGGAUUGUUACGGAGGCUUAUGGGCCGCUUACACCUAUUGUGAGGGCCGUUGAGGGGCCCGUCGCGGCGAUCUAUAAUAGGUUGGCGGAGAAGUAUGGCGUUUCGGAGUCUGUUGUUGGGUUGAGGUGGGUUAUUGAUCGCGGGGUCGUGGCUAUUACGACGAGCUCUAAGGAGGAGAGGUUGAGAAGCUAUAUUGAAAAGGUGCCGUCGUUUAAGCUGACCGAGGAGGAGGUUAAGGAGAUUUCCGAGGCGGGCCUGCAGAAGCAUUACCGUGCCUUCUUCACCAACCGGUACCCUGAAGAUGAUCGAAGCUGA